This is a messenger RNA of Drosophila ananassae, 1258 nucleotides long. RefSeq lists its product as uncharacterized. The transcript is spliced from 3 exons. The coding region runs from base 104 to 1228 and encodes 374 amino acids. The record is from RefSeq and is a predicted model, not a curated record. Lineage: Eukaryota; Metazoa; Arthropoda; Insecta; Diptera; Drosophilidae.
GCUGCAAAACACAUUUACUCCGAGUGCUGAGAAGUAGCAGCUGACUUUCGACAGAUUCAAAAAAAUAAACAAAAGUUAGGCCGGUUGUGGUGUCUUUUCUAUAAUGCUCCUGCAACGCCUUUGGCUACCGCAUCUUAGCAACCACCUGCGGCAAUACGCCAAAAAGUCCCCGGUUUACCUGAAGCCCAAAAUGACCUCAAACAAGCGAAUGGUCCACCAGGAAAUCCUGCGUUAUGUAAACCCAUAUGCCAGGAUUAAAGUUGCAUCGGAUAUAUUCGUGCGCAUCCAGCCGGCCGAUGUGCAUCAGUAUACCAGCGGGGAUGUGUUCAUAGCCCAACUCCAAGGUGGUCAAGUCAAAAACUCAAAUGUUUCCCUCGAUGUUAAGGUAGAAAACGAAGACAAGGAGGUCAACGUUAAAAUCAAGAAACUUACGGAAGAGCCAACGCAGUUUGAGUGCCACCUGCAGAUCCCCGUCCGAUCGGAUGUUUGUGUAGAGGGCCAAGCCGGUGUACGGGUGGAAAACACGCAAAGCGAGCUUCUGAAGGUGAAUGCUAAGGGCGGCAUUAUUACAAAGAACGUUAAGGCCACCAAAAUUUCCCUAUACAGCGAAAACGGUAACAUCAACUGCCAGGGUACGCUCUUGGGCAAGAUAACCGAGAUAGAGACUCACAAUGGUAACAUUUCAAUGGACAAAUUGCAGGGAGACAAUCUGAAUUGCUCUACCAAGGCUGGAAGUAUUAUAACAGACUGUUGCUACGUUGAAAAGUCAAAAUUUCAAACUGAAACUGGACGCCUUGAGCUGAAGAACGUUCAUAAGACAAGUGAGGUGCAUGUUCACAAAUCAGCAGAGCUUAACAUGACUGGUGUGCAUGGCAAUCUACAGGUGGUAUCCAAGGGCGGCAGCUUGAAUCUGCAGCUAUCCGAGCUGGAGGGUCACAGCAAAAUAGAGGCUAAUAACUUAAAGGACGACGCAGUCAUAAACAUAUCCCAGACUAUUGAGCAGGAUCUCAACAUUGAAAUCAGCGCCUCCAAAGUGAGCUUAGAAAAGGAAUUGGAGCAUGUGAUGCAUGCCUUGAGCGAGGACAAAAACAAAUUCCUGCUGAGCAACGUAAACAAACAUCGCCUGUUGAUCAACAGCACGGGAGAGAAAGGUGUGCGCCUGGGAAAACAAUCCUGGAGCGAUAUGAUGCGUCAAAAGCUUCAAGCCAUCGGGUCCGAAAUACCAUAGUUUCACAAAUACAAACACCUUACUAAGUUA